Messenger RNA from Helianthus annuus (common sunflower), 1455 nucleotides. Its product is annotated as 5'-3' exonuclease. The transcript has 5 exons. Gene Ontology annotation, molecular function: 5'-flap endonuclease activity; DNA binding. The coding region runs from base 59 to 1156 and encodes 365 amino acids. The record is from RefSeq and is a predicted model, not a curated record. Lineage: Eukaryota; Viridiplantae; Streptophyta; Magnoliopsida; Asterales; Asteraceae. Gene Ontology annotation, biological process: DNA replication, Okazaki fragment processing.
CUUAUCCAAACAUAGAACACCAAAAAGACGUUUACAGUUGCAGGUACAACUGAAGGUGAUGAUGGUAGACAUCUUCGAACUCCAUACAUCUAUGGGUGUAUGUAUAGGUGCCCAUAACCCCACCCUUCGCUUACCUCCUUCUUCCCGGUGCACGAAACUCGGAACCAAACCCAGUGCUGCAACUAUCCCUUAUUCUUACUCGACAAAAGGUCGAACACUUGGUGUGCAGGUUUUGCAGACCGAAACAAAACGAGAUGAAAACGAUAAUAUUAUGAUCAAGAAGAAGAACAAGAAAAGGGUUUUCUUUUUGGAUGUGAAUCCAAUUAGUUAUAAUGGUAGUACACCGAGUUUACAUUCGUUUGCUCACUGGAUUUCGCUUUUUUUCUCUCAAGUUAGCCUUACUGACCCUGUUAUUGCGGUUUUUGAUGGAGAAGGAGCGCAUGAGCAUAGGAGACGGAUUUUGCCUUCAUAUAAAGCACACAGAAGAAAAUUCAUGCCAUGGAUAUCUGCUACCCGAGAAGCAGCAAAGAGUCCAGUAGGAAAAUCGCAUCGACUCAUUUCAGAAACACUUACUAAAUGUAAUGUGCCGAUUGUGAAGGUUCCAGCUCAAGAAGCAGACGACGUUGUGGCAACACUGGUUGAACAAGUUGUUGAAAAGGGAUACCGUGCUGUUAUUGCUUCUCCUGACAAAGAUUUCAAGCAACUUAUAUGUGAAGACGUGCAGCUCGUUAUGCCUCUUCCAGAAUUGAAAAGAUGGUCCUUUUAUACGUUGGACCACUACAUAACUCAGUACAAGUGUGACCCGCUUUCUGAUUUAAGUCUCAGGUGCAUUGUGGGUGAUGAAGCCGAUGGUGUUCCCGGAAUUCAGCAUUUGGUACCUGGUUUUGGCAUGAAAACCGCCUUGAAACUUUUGAAGAAACAUGGUUCAUUAGAAAAUCUGCUCAAUGCUGCAGCUACAAGAACCGUUGGCAAACCGUAUGUCCAAGAUGCCCUUACAAAGCAUGCUAGCCACUUUCGAAGAAACUACGAGCUUCUUUCCUUGAGGAGGGAUGUUAACAUUAGGCUACAGGAAGACUGGUUGCAUAAGAGAUGCACGGAUAAUGAUUUGGAAACUAUGUCAAACUUUCGUGAUUUGUUAGCAGGAACUCAACGGUGAAAGAGGCCUUCCAACUUUGAGUGAUAUUUACCUCACUUAUAAAUGAAAAAACCGCGUGGUAGAUUCUUGGGAUGCAAGGAAGUCGGGUUGUUAUCUACCUGGAUCGAGUCAAACUUUAUUGCUGACUUCGAUUUAUAUGAACUCGACUCGGUUUUUUAGUUAGAUGUCUAUUCCUUAUUGUUGCCUUCUGGACCGAUCCGGCUCAUAGCUGCUGCUAAAAGUAGAUGUACCCAACUGAGGUAAAUAUCUUUAUUUUUCUUAAUUUUCUCCUAUAAAGAACAAUUAAAUUAUUCAUGUGA